Messenger RNA from Paraglomus brasilianum, 201 nucleotides. NCBI's taxonomy places the organism in Eukaryota, Fungi, Glomeromycota, Glomeromycetes, Paraglomerales, Paraglomeraceae. The record is from the annotation of a GenBank genome assembly.
AUGCUCAUUGUCAUUGAUUGCACCAACUCUGUUGAGGAAAUGCCUGUUACAAAGAAACCUCACAUAGAUAACUGGGAGGAGUACAACACCAAGGAUGGACCUGUGAACUUGCCACCUGCAUUAGUCAGGAUUCUCUGCAAUGAGAGUAUGUUCAAACCUGUACCACAUGAUGAAUUCAAGCAUCAACUGGACAAUGUGCAA